GCUGACCCCACGCCGGCUACCGCUUCAAUUCCCAAUCCCCUCAUCUCUCCGCUUGAGUCAAAUUAAAGCAUGAGUGCUCCUCCCCUCCUCCCAUUCCAGUCUAGAGACACUCUCACGUUCCUCAAACAAGUCUCUGACUGAGCUCAUCAUGGCUACCCCUACAACCACCACAGCGCUCGUCCUCCACGGCGCCAAAGACCUUCGUCUAGAAUCGCGACCCCUCUCCCCGCCCCAAGGCAACGAAGUCCAAGUCGCCGUGCGCGCCACCGGCCUCUGCGGCUCCGACCUCCACUACUACACUCACGGGCGCAAUGGCGACUUCGUCGUGCGGGCGCCCAUGUGCCUGGGCCACGAGUCCUCGGGCGUGGUGACGGCGAUCGGGCCUGAGGUGACCAGCCACCAAGUCGGCGACCGCGUCGCGAUGGAGGUCGGCCUGCCGUGCCGCCAAUGCGCACUCUGCCGCCAGGGCCGCUACAACAUCUGCCUCAACAUGCAGUUCCGCAGCAGCGCCAAGGUCUUCCCGCACCUGGACGGCACGCUGAUGGAGCUGACCAACCACCCGGCGGACAUGUGCCACAAGCUGCCGGAGCGCGUCUCCUACGCCGGGGGCGCGCUGGUCGAGCCCCUGGCCGUGUGCCUGCACGCGAUCCGGCGGUCGCGGCCCCCGACGCGGGACGAGGUCGCCCUCGCGCAGUCGGUCGGCGAGAAAACCCCGGCGCUGAUCUUCGGCGCAGGUGCCAUCGGCCUCCUGCUGGCCGCCGCGCUGGCCGUCUCCGAGAACUUCUCCUCCAUCCUGGUCGCCGAUAUCGAUGCCUCGCGGCUGGCCAUCGCCGAGUCGCUGGGCCUGGGGCUGAAGACCGCCCUGAUCCCCAAAGCCGAUCCCGCCAGCUCGCCGCCGCCCCCCAAGGACGCGCCGCACGCCGAGCAGACGACGUAUGCCCUGCAGAACGCGCAGCGGGUGGCCGCGGCGCUGAAGGAGGCGGACGGUGCGACGUCGGGAUUCGCCCGCGUGUAUGACUGCACGGGCGUGCCGGCCUGCGUGCAGGCGGGCAUCUACGCUGCGGCUUCAGGUGCGGUGCUCGUGCAGAUCGGGAUGGGUAACCCCAUCCAGACCCUGCCGGUGGGCGCCGCCGCCCUGCGCGAGGUCGAUAUCAUCGGGGUCUUCCGGUAUGACGGCUAUGCGUACCCCGCUGCUAUCGCGCUGAUGGCCAGCGGGAAGUUUGAUACCGUGGAGCAGCAGGUUGUGACGCACCGGGUCAAGCUUGCGGAUGGGGAUCGGGCCUUCUCGCUGGCGGGCAAGGGUGUCGAUGAAGAGGGUAAGCCCGUCGUUAAGGUCGUUAUUGAGAGCUGACCGGGCAAGUCUUUUCCCUGUUUGAUUUUUUGUAUGUUAUU
Molecule: messenger RNA, 1392 nt
Organism: Aspergillus aculeatus ATCC 16872
Lineage: Eukaryota; Fungi; Ascomycota; Eurotiomycetes; Eurotiales; Aspergillaceae
Product: NAD(P)-dependent alcohol dehydrogenase
Exons: 2
Coding region: 149-1351 (400 amino acids)
Biological process (GO): D-sorbitol catabolic process
Molecular function (GO): zinc ion binding; L-iditol 2-dehydrogenase (NAD+) activity
Source: RefSeq, a predicted model, not a curated record